Messenger RNA from Pelodiscus sinensis (Chinese soft-shelled turtle), 1595 nucleotides. Lineage: Eukaryota; Metazoa; Chordata; Testudines; Trionychidae. The record is from RefSeq and is a predicted model, not a curated record.
UAAGAACACAGCACAUGCCCUUUUCACUUAAAGACAUUCUUUAUUUGAUAUUUUUAUAUACAAUAUUACCUUUCAUCUGUAAAAAGUACAUAUGCAGGGUACCAGGUGGGAGGCAGCCAGAAGGUUCCCAAAUCAGAAGGUUGUCUCUUGCCCCUUUAUUUCAGAGGAAAAAUAAUCUGUGACCUUGAAGUGCGUAGAGGCAGAAUGACAGUGAUAAUGACAACAGACUUUGACUGAAACCAGCUAUGCAAUAUUCCCUCUAACUUGUAUUGGUCCCCACCCUUGUGGGCAACUAUACAGAAGUCAAAGCCAGUGCUUGUCCUCCUUAUUAGAACGGGGCACAUGCUAACCUGUAAUGGAGCUCAGGUUGCUCUCAGUAUGACAGCCCAACCUGCGCUUUGAGGCAGAGUAAUGUUUCCCAAAACAUGGCAUGUGAAGGACUAGUGAAAGGGUCAUGGUGGGGGUGUAGUCAGAUCACUCAGUUGUUCUCCAGAUCAUCAGCUUUCAUUUCUUUAAAAUAAAAUCAAUCUCUAGGUGUUAUGGCUCUGGCAAAAACCUUAGAAACAUGGGAGUAAGCCCUCGUCUACACAAGGAAAUUAGGUCAAUAUAACUAUAUUGUUCAGGAGUGUGAAAAAUCCAUGCCCCAGUGAUGCAGAUAAUUUGACCUUUUCCCCAUUGUUGACAGUGCUCAGUUGACAGGACAGUACUCCCAUCAAUCCAGCUACUGCCUCUCAGGAAGGUGGAGUAACUAUGCCAGUGGUAGCUAACAUGUUCACUUAUGUGCUACAGCAGUGCUGCUGCGGUAGCUUACGCGUAGACAUACCUCAAGUGUAAUAAAUGCCUGUCUGCCUGAGUUGGUAGAGAGCAUGCAUGAAAAGACAGCAGUGAAGGAUAGCUUCAUGCAGCCUACAAGGGCAAGGGGCCAUUUAGAAACUGGGGAAGUCCCAGUCCUGAGGUGUGAACGGGGCUGGGCCAAUGUGCAACACCAAGAUGUCAGCUCGAUCAGACAACCCUGCCAGUCCCCCUGGCAAGGAAGAGGCCCUGGUUAAACAAAAGCCACCAUUAUGGGAGUUAUUAAAAUUUGCUGGUGCCCAUAAGGACACUUUUACUAUGAAGGAGGUAAUAUUUUAUAUUGGCCAAUAUAUUAUGUCUGAACAAUUAUAUGAUGAAAAAGAGCAGCAUAUUAUCAACUGUGCAAAUUAUCUUCUUGGAGAUCUAUUUGGGGUACUAAGCUUUUCAGCAAAAGAACCCAAGAUAGUAUAUGCCAUGAUUUCCAGAAACUUGACAGCAGUCAGUCGAGAAGAGAAUGAGACCAGGAAACUUGAAAAAGACAAUGUUCUUAAGGAAUCCAUGCAAGAUAUUGAUGAGAAACAGACAUCCCUAAAUUUGACUGGUAAGCCACCUAACUCUUCUAGGAGGAUGCACAGUGAAUCUAAAGAAAGUUCAAGAUGCAUGGAAAGUUCAAGAUAUAUAGAAACUUUUCAAAGACACCAUAAUAGAGGCCCAACUGAAAUGUAUACCCCAAAUUAAAAAACACAAUAAGAGAACUAAAAAAGUGCCACCGUGGGUUAACCACCAGGUAAAAAAAGCAGUGU